AUGAGAAAUAAAACAUCAGUGACAGAGUUCAUCCUCCUGGGACUGACUGAUGACCCAGAGCUACAAGCCAUGGUUUUCCUUUUUCUCUUUCUUACCUAUAUUUUGAGUGUGAUGGGAAACCUAAGCAUCAUCACACUCACCCUCCUGGACCCUCACCUCAAGACUCCUAUGUAUUUCUUCCUCAGGAACUUCUCCUUCUUAGAAAUAUCUUUUACAUCCGUCUGCAUUCCUAGAUUUCUGUUCAGCAUAGUAACUGAGAACAAUAUAAUUUCCUAUAAUUCUUGCAUGGCCCAAGUAUUCUUUUUAAUUCUUCUAGGUGCAACAGAAUUUUUUCUGCUGGCAGCCAUGUCCUAUGACCGCUAUGUGGCCAUCUGCAAACCCCUACACUACACAACCAUCAUGAGUUUCAAAGUCUGUAGUCAGCUUGUAAUCAGUUCUUGGCUGGCAGGUUUCCUCAUUAUCUUUCCACCAGUCAUCAUGGGCCUCCAGCUGGAGUUCUGUGACUCUAAUAUCAUUGAUCACUUCACCUGUGAUUCUUCUCCUAUGCUGAUGAUUUCUUGCACAGACACCAAAGUGUUAGAGGUCAUGAGUUUUUGCUUAGCUGUGUUCACACUCAUGUUCACUUUGGUAUUAGUGAUUCUCUCCUAUUCAUACAUCCUCAGAACUAUUCUGAGAAUUCCCUCUGCUCAGCAAAGGAAAAAGGCCUUUUCUACUUGUUCCUCCCACAUGAUAGUUGUCUCUAUAUCUUAUGGAAGUUGCAUUUUCAUGUAUGUCAAGCCCUCAGCAAAGGAAGGGGUAGCUUUGAACAAAGGAGUAGCAGUACUGAAUACCUCUGUUGCCCCUAUGCUAAACCCUUUCAUUUAUACCCUGAGGAAUCAGCAAGUGAAGCAAGCCUUUAAACAUGUGCUACAUGCCCACUGUGACCUCCAAUAA
This is a messenger RNA of Monodelphis domestica (gray short-tailed opossum), 933 nucleotides long. Its product is annotated as olfactory receptor 6C76-like. Gene Ontology annotation, cellular component: membrane. Gene Ontology annotation, molecular function: olfactory receptor activity; G protein-coupled receptor activity. Gene Ontology annotation, biological process: G protein-coupled receptor signaling pathway. The record is from RefSeq and is a predicted model, not a curated record. NCBI's taxonomy places the organism in Eukaryota, Metazoa, Chordata, Mammalia, Didelphimorphia, Didelphidae.